GCAGGCCCCGCCCCUCCACUUCCGGUCCCGCCGCCGGGAGCCGGUUCGGCUGUGAGGGCUGGAGCUUCUUGCUGCCGCCGCUCGUCGGGCAUGGUGUUGGAUGCCGGCCCGCCUCGCCUGACUCGCGGUGCUCAGAAGAAAGGUGGCAGUAAUGCUAACGCUGGCAAGCAAGCUGAAGCGGGAUGAUGGUCUCAAAGGAUCCCGAACAUCAGCCUCCACAUCUGACUCUACGCGACGGGUCUCUGUGAGAGACAAGUUACUUGUAAAAGAGGUUGCAGAACUUGAAGCUAAUUUACCCUGUACAUGUAAAGUACACUUUCCUGAUCCAAACAAGCUUCAUUGCUUUCAGCUGACUGUCAGCCCAGAUGAGGGUUACUACCAGGGUGGAAAAUUUCAGUUUGAAACUGAAGUUCCUGAAGCCUACAACAUGGUGCCUCCCAGGGUGAAAUGCUUGACUAAAAUCUGGCAUCCCAAUAUCACAGAAACAGGGGAGAUAUGUCUAAGUUUACUAAGAGAACACUCAAUUGAUGGCACUGGCUGGGCUCCCACUAGGACAUUGAAGGAUGUUGUUUGGGGAUUAAACUCUUUAUUUACUGAUCUUUUGAAUUUUGAUGAUCCACUGAAUAUUGAAGCAGCAGAACAUCAUUUACGAGACAAGGAGGAUUUCCGGGACAAAGUGGAUGAAUACAUCAAACGCUAUGCCAGAUGAUAAGAGGGGAGAUUGCAGUUCUGAGGACUUUGUCACAGUUGUCUCUGAUGUGAAACAGCUAGAGGUAGCCCUCCUCCCCAUCCUCAUACUCCCUGUCAGCCCCUUGGGCUUGUCCCAGUCUUGCGACCUUGUCCUGAAGAAGACCAUCCUCCUGACUACACAAUACAGCAAGAAAGUGUCUGGGCCUCGAGAGCAUUGUCCGCUUCCCUUAAUGCUUCCUGAAACUGUCUAGGCUGUGGGUUCCUCCGAAGUUGUAAUGAACUCACCAUUGAGGAUAGCACUUGCUUCCCUUACCCCCAACAAAAUCGGUGUCCUGCACAAGUGAUGUAAUGACUUGUUUGGUGUGACUGGCAGAUUGGCAAUAAGAAACCCGCUAUAAACUGUGAUUGGAUGCACAUUCUCUUAGCUUCUUCCACGAAUGUUGGCCCUGCCUAGAUGUAAAGCUUCCCAGAAUGCAUAGUCAUUCACUGUAGAUCUUACUGAAAUGCGUAUUUUAUUUAAUGUAAGUAUAUUUUGGAACAGAUUUGUAAUUUGUACAAUUUGAUGCUUUAAUUAUUUUUUUCUAUUCUCAA
Molecule: messenger RNA, 1281 nt
Organism: Arvicola amphibius (Eurasian water vole)
Lineage: Eukaryota; Metazoa; Chordata; Mammalia; Rodentia; Cricetidae
Gene: Ube2f
Product: ubiquitin conjugating enzyme E2 F (putative)
Exons: 10
Coding region: 152-709 (185 amino acids)
Biological process (GO): protein neddylation
Cellular component (GO): nucleus
Molecular function (GO): NEDD8 transferase activity
Source: RefSeq, a predicted model, not a curated record